Molecule: messenger RNA, 1569 nt
Organism: Fonsecaea multimorphosa CBS 102226
Lineage: Eukaryota; Fungi; Ascomycota; Eurotiomycetes; Chaetothyriales; Herpotrichiellaceae
Exons: 4
Coding region: 1-1569 (522 amino acids)
Molecular function (GO): hydrolase activity, acting on carbon-nitrogen (but not peptide) bonds
Source: RefSeq, a predicted model, not a curated record
AUGGCUGCGACACGCCCUUCAUCGUCGAUCCUCCUACGAGGUGGCACCGUGCUCACACAUGACGACAAUGACCACGUUGUUCCCCUCCAGGACACCGACAUUCUGGUUCGCGACGGUGUCAUCGCGGACAUCGGGAAGAACAUCUCCCCGCCCACCAACGACACCGAAGUGAUAGACUGCGAGGGGAAAAUCGUCUCCCCUGGCUUCGUGGAUACGCAUCAUCAUCUCUGGCAGACGCAAUUGAAGGGAAGACAUGCGGAACAAGGGUUGGUCGCAUACAUGUAUAGUGGCAACAUGAUGUCUUAUGCAUAUACCCCCGAGGACAUGUACUGGGGCCAGUUGUCAGGCUGUCUCGAGGCAAUCCACGCCGGUACCACGACGGUCUUGGACCAUGCCCACUGCGCUUACACGCCUGCCCACGCCACUUCGGCCCUCGACGCAACUCUCGACUCAGGUAUACGCAGUAUCUUCGGAUACAGCAUCCCCUCGCGCAUGUCCAAAUGGGAUCAGUCUCAGUGCAUCCCAGACCAAGACCUCCUCCCAGAAUGGGCACUCACGCAAAUUGCGGAACUGGCACAGAAGUAUAACCGACCUGCUACAACGGUCGAAAUUGGCAUGGGCUUUGAUUUCUGGUUCCUCCCCCAGGAGAUGGUGCUGAGCAUGUUCGGGAAAUUGAGGAAAAGUGGACUAAGAGUCCUUACUACCCACGUCGGUAGCAGUGCGUUCAUGGGUCUCCAAUCACCUAUACCCAAAUUCGAAUCCUACAAACUCCUCGGCGCGCCAUAUCCACCGUCGGACACGACAUCAAGCAUGCCUUUCUUGCUUCUCUCGCACUGCAACGGUCUCCCUCAAGAGCACCUCUCCCUCCUCGCUUCAACGGGUACACCAAUCUCAAGCACGCCAGGCACCGAGGCCCAAAUGGGCAUGUCCUACCCUGUAGCACUGGACUCGGCGCUGAGGCAGUCGGGCAGUGCAAACGUCUCGCUUGGCGUAGACUGCCACUCGAACGACCCGUCUUCAAUCCCGCUGCAAGCCCGCAUGCUGCUUCAGCUUGCGCGGGUCGAGAAGAACGCCCGCAUCCUCGCUGAAGGGAAGUUCCCGUCCCGAGACGUCACCGGCACGUCGGAGGACGUGUUCAACCUGUCAACGAUCCGAGGCGCGCGAUGUCUCGGUCUUGACAAGGACAUCGGAAGCAUUGAGCGAGGCAAGAGGGCCGAUCUGCUCGUCUUCGAUGCGCGAGGCAGUGUGGGCAUGUUGAGCGCGGCGGAGUAUGAUCCCGUCGUGGCGAUCGUGAGGUUCAGCGAGGCCGCGGAUAUCGAGUACGUCAUCGUGGACGGCGUGGUACGGAAGAGAGCAGGGAAGUUGGUAGCUACACAUGUUGGCGGCCCCCACGGCGGCGAGACGAGGCCUGGAGUGGGGAUGAUGGAGUGGAGCGAGAUAGCGGAACAGGUCAGGCGCAGUCAGAGGGAGAUCCAGGGCCGGAUCGAUGGACUCAGUCUCGAGAAGGCAAGGAAUAUGAUGCUGAGUAUGUAUCACACCGACUUAAGCAGGCUGGUGGACGCCAAGUAG